AUGAGGCCGCCGUUCGAGUGGUCUCCCCCCAUUCUGCUGCUUCUGGCAGUUUCCACUCUUUCCGCUUUCCCCCUAGAAGAGAAGUUCGACGGAUUGUUCCGAGCCGAACCGCCCCAUUGCUCCAAAACUCCGAUCGUCAGAGCCCAGACAUCUCAGAGUAAGUUCUGUGAGUUAUCGUCGGAAGUUCAGUCAGCCCUUUCAUGCCUUUCACCACAAGUUGAUGACUAAUCAGUCUGUCAUCACAACGAUUUCAUGCUUGUCCACCCGUAGAUCAUAAAAAGUGUUGAUGAUUCCAGAUGCGCUUUCCUCGAUUGCCCGAGGAAUGCAAAUGCAGUUCUCGAUCGGAUUGCACACGGCCGUCUGCUUCCGACUGUACGAGGACACCCCGUUGGCUUCGAAUGUGCUCGAAGGAUCCGAGCCCGGCAAUCAGACGUCCCUUCUCCACACGAUCAGACUGGAAAAGCUCGAGCAUCAUCACCCGGUUCGUUCCCUCCGAGAGAGUGAUUUACUGAGCCCGAUUCUUUUCAGAUCACCCAAAGAUACACGUUCGGAAUCCCGGAAGUGCACGCCAAUUGCAUCUGUGAGUGCGACGCGACCUCCACCACGUGCACGGCCGAAUCCCAUCAAUUCACUGCUUGUCCGGAAUCUGACAAAGACGAUGAAGCCACGUCGUGCUACCGUACCUUUUUCCCCAAUCAGACACCGAUCGGUUGCAGUGAGGAUGACAGUCCAAAGCUGUGCUGCGAUGUCCGGUUCAAGCCGUACAAGUCAGUUUCGUACCCAUUCUGCUUUCAAUGAGACAUUAUUGUUCCAGGAACAUGACUUUCCUCGCGGUCAAACUCGAACAACCGUCCACUUACGCAACUUUCGUCUAUGCUGCGUAUGAUUUCGUAAACGGAUACUGGGUGGAGAAGGAUAAGACGACGAUCAGAUCGCAAUUGGACGGAGGCACUCAGGACAGACAUCUCGACUCGAAAAGACGUAUUUCUCUGGCGGUGACGGCCGGAGGGAGAGCUUCUCAUCAGCUUGAAACCGGAAUGUACUUCUCGAGAACGAGUAACGGAGGAGAGACCGAAGAGCUGAGAAUGCAGCCGUUGAAUGAGAUCACGGAUAACAAGUGAGUUGUCCGUUCUGGAAUAGUACAAUCAUUAGCCCUUCUCAGUUUUGACCGCCUCGGAUGGUACAGAAUGGACGAAUCGGGACACUUCCAUGUGAACAACGGAGUCGUCAAAAUGGAUGAUAUUCACAAAGCGAAGGUGAAGAACUGUAAAGAGCAGACGUACAGAUCCAUUCUGGCUGCUAACAACUACGUGAGUUUGAAAUCAAAGUAACUUCUGGUGACCCUUUGUUGUUCAGAUGCCUGGCCAUUUCAAUCUGAGCCGCCCGUUAGAAGUGAGCAAGCCGUGGAUCCAAUCUGCCAGAAUCUUCGACAGUUCGUCCCGCCAGGCAGUCGUCACUCACGCGGAGGGAACCAAUCUUCAAAUUUCAAUUCAUCGUGAGUCAUCACGCCGCCGAACCGAUUUCAAAAUGUACAUUUUCAGUGGACGAUGAGGUGGAGAGUCAGAACCUCGUCUUCUUCCACAAUGCUUCUCGGAUUCGUGACUUCUCUGGAUCUAUUAUUGUCGACUCCAAGUCUAACCGUCUGUUCAAUUUGACUGUUUACGAAGCAUCCGGAAAGAUCGAUGGUUCGGUCAAGAUGUCAACUGGCUUUGCAUCGGAUACCAUUCACACUUUCACCGCCUACGUUAGCGAUCUUCAUGUAAGCGUCCAGUACAUUUUCAGCAGUGGAAUAAACAGUUGCAGGCUUCCAACCGUUCCAUGAUCAUCCCAUUGCCUGCAAUCGUCGGUCAAGGCGCGAGGACAAUCUGUCUGCGAGCAGAUUCUCAGGCUGAUGUUGACAGCGUCUGCCACGUCAUCGAGUACUUCGAGAGCCCCCUUGAGGUAAGAACAACUCUCCCAGACACCGAAUCUAAAUCAUUUUCAGAUUGAUCUUGUGGAAGGCAAAUGGCACGAGAUGAUCGGUACGUGCCCAACUUGCAAUCAGAUCAACUUCAAUGGAAUGAUGAAGUUCCUGAACCCCGCCCACUGGAUCAAGGGGAUCUCGUCGAUCGGAGACGGAAUCAUGGUCGCCACGGACAUUGUAGUGUACUUCGGAGUCCUCUGCAUCCUCUAUCUGCUCAUAACGAAGAUCAUAAUCCCGCUCGCCAAGUGCUGGAUGUGUCCGUGCUCCAUCUCUUUCUGCUGCUUCUCCUCUUCGUCGUCCUCUUCCAAGAGCAAGAAUGACAAGAGGAAAAGAGAGAGAGAGGAGAGACGCAGAAGGUGAUUCCAGUUGCAUAUCUGAUCUUUCUCUAACAGAACUUUGUUCAGGUCGAUGGCGCCUUCUCCGGAGCCGCAUGACACUCUGGCCAGAUACCACGGCACUCCAUCCGAUCGGUACUACACCAGCAGUCAGUACAUCUGA
Caenorhabditis sp. 36 PRJEB53466 is the source of this 2461-nucleotide messenger RNA. Lineage: Eukaryota; Metazoa; Nematoda; Chromadorea; Rhabditida; Rhabditidae. The record is from the annotation of a GenBank genome assembly.